AAAUUAGAAAACAACACGCGUCGUGUUUUACGUCAUAUAAACGAUGCUAUGCGUAAUUCGAAUCUGAGGCGUCUGUUAUCCUUUUUCACGAUCGGCAAAAUCCUCAACAUUGUGCUACAUGUUACUGAAGGAUAUAAGAUUAAUAAUAUGGUGUCUGUAAAAAAACUCGGACUUGCCGGCUCCUGUACGUUUUCCAUGAUGUUUAUUAUCUACACUGCAGUAUUUCCUGCUAUAUUGAAAUCACAAGUCAAAUCUCAAAUUAGGUUGAAAAAGGGAGAUGAAAUGCGCGAUUUUUGGGAGAAACUUCCGCAGCCACUAGAUUUCAAGAUCUACAUUUUCAACGUAACAAAUCCAUCUGAAAUUAAAACAGGAGCGAAGCCGAUUGUGCAGGAAGUGGGACCUUUUCAUUAUGAUUUAUAUCGAGAUAAGGAGAACAUUGAGGACCGGGACGCAGAUGAUACCGUCGAGUAUAGUUUACGACAAACUUGGCACUUCAAUCCGGAAAAGAGUGUUAUGUCGGAGAAUGCGGAGAUUUACACGUUUCAUCCCCUCAUGAUAGCAAUAAUUCUGAUCAUACAAAGAGAUAAGCCAACUGCGAUGGGGGUCAUCAGCAAGGCGCUUGAUAGUAUCUUCCAGAAACCCGAAUCAAUAUUUAUUAAAACUAACAUGAAAGAACUAUUCUUCUAUGGUUUACGUGUCGAUUGUUCGGAGAUAAAGGAUUUCGCUGGAUCCGCAGUGUGUAGCGCGUUACAAGAAAAGGAAGAUAUUCUCAUCCGAGAGGCUGAAUUACGUUAUAGAUAUGGUUUUCUCGCUAAGGCAAAUGGAACCUAUUUCCCAGAUCGCAUAAGAGUAUUUCGAGGAAUCAAGAAUUAUAAAGACGUCGGACGUGUAUUAUCGAUAGGAAAUGCAACGAAAAUGAGUAUAUGGCCUGAUAAUCCAUGCAACGAUUAUCGCGGCACGGAUGGAACUAUUUUUCCGCCGUUUCUCACUGAAGAUAGAGAUGUUUGGGCAGUCUUUCCAGACAUCUGCCGAAGUAUACCUGCUUAUUAUGUUGAACCAGGGAUGGUUCAAGGUUUCAAAACGCUGCACUAUACGGCAGAUUUGGGCGAUCCGUCUACGGAUGAGGAUGCCAAGUGUCUCUGUCUCGAGCCUGAGGGAUGCAUGCCGAAAAAUGUAUAUAAUGCAGGUCCCUGCAAAAGCGUGCCUAUAAGAAUAAGCUUACCUCAUCUUCUUGAUUCGGAUCCACGAUAUCUCGAAAUGAUCGAUGGAUUGAAUCCUGAUCCUGAGAAGCACCAGAUGACUUUCGAUUUUGAGAUAAUGACAGGUACUCCAAUAAGAGCAUAUAAGAAGAUUCAAUUCAACGUGUUGGUCGGACCUAUUCCUAAACUUAAAUUAAUGAAAUCCUUCCCGGAAGUGCUCUUCCCGAUAUUUUAUGUAGAGGACGGACUUGAACUAGGGGAAGUUUUGAUAAAACCAUUGAAAGUUGCGUAUAAACAAAUUUUAGUCGCAAAGAUAUUGAUGUGGUUCAUGAUGCUGAGUGGGAUAGGCAUGAUGAUUGCUGCUGCAGUGAAAUAUUAUAAAGAGAAGAAUGCGGACAAGGUUACACAACCAGAUCUUUUGCCAAAAUCAGGCAAGGAAGAGAACAGCGCGUCACGAAAACCGACAAUCAGCACUAUACAAGCUGAAAUGGUACCACCCAACAUUGAUUAACAAUUAUUCUCAACAGGGAGUAAUAAUUAUUCGUUACCUAAUCUAUAUGAAUACCAAAAAGGUUAAGAAAUGACAGUAAUCACGCAAUAUCGAUUUCGAUUCAAGUGUUGAAAAUAAUAAUAAAAUUUUGAAG
Molecule: messenger RNA, 1843 nt
Organism: Camponotus floridanus (Florida carpenter ant)
Lineage: Eukaryota; Metazoa; Arthropoda; Insecta; Hymenoptera; Formicidae
Product: sensory neuron membrane protein 1
Exons: 9
Coding region: 49-1710 (553 amino acids)
Cellular component (GO): membrane; cytoplasm
Molecular function (GO): scavenger receptor activity
Source: RefSeq, a predicted model, not a curated record